GAAAAAUGGCGGCCUAGUUCCAAUGGAAAUCAGAGAACCCCAUUGUAAUUUCCCAGUUUAAACGCUCCGGGCCAUUCCAUUGUCCCAUUGACUGGGGGGCUUCAUGUCAACAUGGGCAGAACACCUCAGAAAGAACAAAAAAACAGCAAAAAGGAGAAAGCAAGGAGUAGCACUGAUGUAGCAGCCCCCCCGCAGACAGUUUACAAUGAGCCAUUCAGCUGGGAGUCUUACUUAAAGGAGACCUCCUCCAUGCCAGCGUCCCCAAGCUGUUUCAGACAAUCUAGAGUCCCUCCCACUAACGAUUUUAUAGUGGGUAUGAAAGUUGAGGCUCAUGACCCACGGAACUCCCCGUCUGUGUGCAUCGCCACGGUGAUGGGCCUGAUGGGAGUGCGUCUGCGCCUGCGCCUGGAUGGCAGCGACAACACCAACGACUUCUGGCGACUGGUCGACUCAUCCGACAUUCAGCCUGUGGGCACCUGUGAGAGGGGUGGGGACAUGCUGCAGCCACCUCUGGGGUUCAGGAUGAACGCCUCGUCUUGGCCCCUGUUUCUACUGCGGACGCUGAGUGGAGCUGAGGUGGCUCCAGCCUCGGCCUUUAAAAAGGAGCCACCCAAACCCCCACUGAACUAUUUUAAACCUGGUAUGAAGCUGGAAGCUGUGGAUAAAAAGAACCCCUACCUCAUCUGCCCCGCUACCAUCGGAGACAUGCGAGGAGACAAGAUCUUUGUCACGUUCGACGGCUGGCGAGGUGCUUUUGACUACUGGUGCAAGUACGACUCCAGAGACAUCUUCCCCGUGGGGUGGUGCCAGCUAACCAACCACAGCUUACAACCGCCCGGCAGCAGCUUCCCUCUUCCCAAGGCUGUGAUUCCAGCUCUGUGCCCGCCGGCCUCGUCUCGACGAUCCAUGCAGUCUCCGUACCGCCUGCCUCACCCGCUGCCACCCCUGCCUGUGCGGAAGGGGGUGCGCGGCCGCCGGCCCAAGAGCCAGACCAUUGCCAUGCUGAAGGCAGCCGCCGAAGCCGCCGCCCAGAGCGCCCAGGUGCAGGGAGGCGUGGGGAAAAGUGCUGACCCCACCCACAGCCACACCCACACCAGCGUUCAGCCCAGGCCGCAUAAGAAGAGAGGUCCCAAACCGGGCAGCAAGAGGAAACCGAGAGUCCUUCAGUCUCUAUCCAGCACGUCCAUGUCCUCUGUCUCAGAUGGCAGACUGUCCAGUCUACAGGUGACCAAAGACUCUGGAGUGGUGUCAACAGUGUGCGUGUACGUGAACAAGCACGGAGACUGCGGGCCGCACCUGGACCGGAAACUCAUGCUCCAGCUGCCGGAUCACUUCGGGCCGGGCCCGGUCAACACGGUGUUGCAGCACGCCGUGCAGGCCUGCGUGGACUGCGCCUACCAGCCCAAAGCCCUCUUCACCUUCCUGCAGUCGCAGUCUGACGGCGGCGAGAUCGUGCGAGUUCGUUCGGAUGGAGGGAUCCACUAUGUUAAGCUGCCUCGUGCCCCCAGUGCCUCAUUUGUGCUGCGCUUCCUGGAGACUCUGUGCCACCACCUGCAGUGUGACAGUCUCUUCAGCAGUCAGCCAUUCAGCCCCCUCCACACCAACACACAUGGCACCUACGACAGCGGCAAGUCAGUGAAGGAAGAGACGUCAGAAGCCGUAUCUAUAGCACAGGGUAGGAGACGCUUCACCAAAGACUCCUCCUCUUAUAAUGCCCCGAUGACAGCAAAGCCGCAGAGAACAGACAGCCACACUCUAGAAGAACCCCUCCCCCACGCUGAAGAUGGCUCUUCAACAGAGCAGCUUUUCUCCGAGGGGCCUAUGGACACAGGAGCUGCAGCGUCUCGGCCCCCUGCUCUGCGCAGCACCUCAGAGUACCGCAGCCCAGCUGGAAGCAGCCCACACUACACGUCCCAGCCUCCCCUUCUGCGCCGGGUCACCUCCAACCCAGCUGAGCUGGCUGCCGCACGCACCCUCAGACGAGUGGAAGCUGCAAGCUCUACCACUGGUCCCGAACACCAGGCAACAGAACGAGAGGCAUCCAAUAGGAGCCCAUCCUCCUGGAGUAUAGAGGAAGUGAUGCAAUUUGUGCGUGACGCUGACCCUCAGGCACUAGCUCCUCAUGCUGAGCUCUUCAGAAAACAUGAGAUUGAUGGCAAGGCUUUAAUGCUCUUGCGGAGUGACAUGAUCAUGAAGUACAUGGGUCUGAAACUGGGUCCUGCCCUCAAACUCUGCCAUCACAUCGAGAAACUCAAACAGGGAAAACAGUAGCAGGCUUGUCCUGAGCACGGCACAAAC
Molecule: messenger RNA, 2298 nt
Organism: Electrophorus electricus (electric eel)
Lineage: Eukaryota; Metazoa; Chordata; Actinopteri; Gymnotiformes; Gymnotidae
Gene: scml2
Product: Scm polycomb group protein like 2
Biological process (GO): negative regulation of DNA-templated transcription
Cellular component (GO): nucleus
Molecular function (GO): histone binding; chromatin binding
Source: RefSeq, a predicted model, not a curated record